GAUUUCGGAAAAAACUGUUAUUGCUCAAAGCACGUUUUAUUACGCCUUAUUUUUAUGAUGAUACUUUUUGGCGGGAACGCGAGGAGUGAAGUUGUGUGAUUUGUUUUAAUUUGUCUACCUGUAGUAGUGGAAUGAAGGGAGACAAAUACAUAUCCGUCCGUGUCCGCGCAGAAUAAUUGUUCCGCUGCCAGUGCUGCCAUUAUUGUAUCAAGAGUUGUGACUUUAAUUAUACACAUAGUAUAGAUUAUAAACUUAUUAUAUGAUUAUACAUAGUCUACUCAAAGAUUGGGAAUGUUUUAGAUCAAAUAAAAUGAUUCACCAACGUGCGGAAAUGGACAGAAUGAUCGAAUUGAAUCAUUUUGAGUCGCUCGCUUCAAUAGAAUACAUAAUUUAAAGGGUCAACAACAACAACAAGUCAACAACAAUCCACAGUAAUCCACACAAGUUUCAGACAGGCCAAGGCGUACGCUUUACUAAUAAAACCUAUUACAUACUAACUUUCGAACCAGGUCGGUACUAGGUAUCCAAAGACUAUGUAAAAGUAUUUUAUGUAUCCAAUAAAGAAACGUGAGGAGAAAUAUCAAAUUAUUUGCCUUGAUAAAAAAACGUGCUAAUUCCAUCAAAUAAUUGAAAAUGAAGAUCAUCCAAUUGUUCAAUACAUAAAAGUUGAUGUGCUAUAUGAGUUAAGAGCCUAAUGUUUAUCUAGCAAGCAUUAUAAAUUUUACCUACAUCUUUGAAAAUUGAUGUGAUGUCGUCCAAAUCUUUGAGAGUAAUUCCUAGCACAGUGGGCUAUGGAAAAUAUACUAGGACCUUUGACUUCACGGAGUUUUACAAAAGCACAUCAGAACUUCCCAAAAGAUGGGAAAAUAAUACUGCAGGUAGUUCUGCAGAUACACAGUUAAAUAAUGUGGAUAUUAGUGAAGAAACUAAACUUAAAAAAAAGAAGAAGAAAUCGAAAAGAGAUUCUUCAAAUGUCUCUGAAGCAAUAGUAAAAAGCUCUAGCAUAAAUUCUAAUGUGAAAUUGAAAGGGAUCUUAAAAGUAUCUCCAGCUCCUGAAGAUUGUACAAAAGACACAGCCAGCACAAAUCAAAGUAAUCGAAAUUCUGACAAUGAUAUAAAAGAUGGUACAAAAGCAGCAGUAACAAAGCCAAAUAAAAGAAGUAAGUCUUGUAGCUUCAUGCUUGAAGAUACUCAAGAAAUAGCUGUUAAAAAACCUAAAUCAGAAGGAUCAUUUGUUGAAAAUAGAAAAAUUAAAGACAGCCGAAAAGAACAUCAGAAAUCAAUUGAUGGUCAGAAUGGUAAUCAAUAUAAAACUAAAAUAUAUAGGAGCCAGAAACAUUCCUCUAAUAAUCGAUCACAAGAUUCUGAAGAUACAAAAGCUCUUGAAAAAUUAACAAAACGUAAGAAACUAAAAAGACUAAGUCAAGAUACUGAACAAACAGCAGAAGAAAAUACAGAACAAGCAACACGGAAGAAACCAAAAAACUCAAAAAAGAAGCGGCAUCAAGAGAUGGAACUUGAUGAAAAUGAAACUAAAGCAGAAGUAAAAACUGAUAUCUUAACAGAAAAUUUAGAAAAUCUUAACAUUGGUGAUAAUGCUCACACACUAACAAACCUACUUGACGAAAUGGCAGUAGUGGAUAAAUCAAAAACAGAAAAGAAACAAAAAAGAAAAGAUAAAAAGAAAAUUGGCACAGAAAGAGAUAAAGACUUAGAAAAAGAAGAGAAUGAGAAAGUUAAAUGGAGUAAAAGGAAAUGGAAUAAAGAUAAAAAAGGAGGUAUUGAGAAUGAGAAUUUAGACACAACUGUUGUCAUAGAAAAUUUACCUAUUUCUAUAAUGUUAACAUACAAGAAGUUGUUGACAGAUCAUUUUGUGAAAUAUGGACUCAUAAAGAAUAUUGGAAUAGCCGAAGUAUAUCCUACUGAGGAAUCAAAACCAGUGUUUACAACUACUAUUAAGUUUUAUAGUGAUGGAGCUGCCACAGAGGCAUUAAAUGAGGACAAUGCUACGUUCGAAGGCAGCAGUAUACGGGUGAAGCGACCCUUGCCUGCCACCGAAACCACCAUAGUACUCCGGUCAUAUUCAGAAUUAAAUGAACAAACUGUGUGUUCUCUCUUCACUGGAAUCGGCAAGAUAAGGAGUAUAAGAUUAAUUAUUAAAGGAAGGAAAUCUUUAUCGACUGCAUUCAUCGAGUUCGCCGGUCCCGAGUCGGUGGAGAAGGCGCUACAGAAGGCUGCUCAUAUUAAAAUAGGAAAGAAGAAAGUCCACGUCGCGAGAUAUCAACCCCGUGAGAAGAAACCUAAAUCAGAUGAAGGGCAAAAGGAAAGCGACUCCGAGUGAAGUGACAUCCUCGGGGAAACAUUAUUAUGAACUGCCCACAACAUACUUUUGUAACUAAAUAUUUCUAAUAAUAAACUUAAGUAAACAUUGAUCCCCUCUCACCAUCAAAUAAUUAGGGGGCAGAAUCAAAUUUUCGAACGCAAGCAUUGCACUAUUAUUAUAACUUAAACAGGGCACGGAGCCUACAAUCUGUUUAAGUGGUUACCUGCGCUUAUGUACAUCAAUAUGUGAACCAUGUUGAAUAACAUGGUCGAUAUUUCACGUGUAAUGUGUAGUUAAAAGGUAUUGUAUAAUUGUAACACAUCCAGAAAACGUAAUAUAAUUUUGUUAUUGACGUUUGACUCUCAAUGUAUAGCGUACUCAAUGCAUUGUUGCUCUCUUGACUGAGUUCUUGGUGACCAGUGUGCUUAGUGCAAGUUUUUUAACGUUCUCUAUAGCGUAAAAGAGUCUACUAUUAUCAAAGCCGGCAAUGUGACUUUUUGACAAUUAUUGGUUAAUCAAAAAAAAACGAAUCAUUGACUUUGUAUUCCAUUGGCAGUCACAAAACUCUUUUGUAUGACAUCUUAGAUAAAUAACAGGUUAAGUUAAUACUUUAUUUCACCAAUAACCAUUCUAUAACAGUAUUUAUUACCAUUUUAAUUUUGCAUAUUUCCGACUUUGUUAGUAUUUUUUUAUGAAUGCCGUCUUUGAUUAUGAAUAAGGCGCAGAUAGCCGUAUUUGAUAUUAAAGACGCCAUUUCCGAAUCAGGGUUGUCAAACAAGCACGGAAAAAAAAACUUUUACCGAUUGGAAUAAUAAAUAGUAAUACCAGAUAGUUUUAAAAAUCUUUAAUUAUUCAUUUAUAAAAUAUAAAAUCAUAUGCGUAUGUCAUUGACCUCUUCCAAGGGCCCCUCGCAAUAGUGCUCCUGAAAUUCAAGAGCAAUAAGAUCGGCCUGUGUUUCUAAUAUAUCUUUAUAAAUAGAUAAAGCUUCUAUUCCUCUCCAAUCUGGGCCGAAAUGUUUUUGGAGUAAUUUGGUAACAUCAGCCAAUUUAUUUUUAUUUACGGGCGUUAUAUUAGGCAACGACCUAGGUAUCAUAUUACUAAUAGUUUUAUUACGUUGACAAAUAUUUUGUGAUUUUCCAAGAUCAUUUUCAUAGUAAAGUUCUCCCCUUACGAGUACAUUGCCGGUUACUUUAGACCGCCUCAGAAUAAAUCGUUUGAAUUCUUUGAAUGAGAUAUUCCAUGACGUAAUUGGUUUUAAAACCGACUUUACGGUUUCUCGCCAGUUGAAAACUGGACAAUCACUUCCAAGCCUUAUCAAUGUUGAUGUUUCACUUAAAAUGUCUUUUAUUACGUCAGGAUGCAAUAUUACAUCCAUUUUCCGCUUUUUUUUUCUCAGCAAUGCCAAAUUGCCGGUCAGCAGGCAUAAACGAGUGUCCUGUUACUGGAAACACCAAUUCGAUUAUUUUAAUAUUCUGAUGCUCCAAAAGCCAUUUAGAGCAUGCACCCACCAGAAUGCUGUUUUUAUUCUGGCCGCCACAGCCAUUUGCGACCAAGCGGAUGUUAGUAAUGCCAGUUAAAUUUGUAUGAUUUAGUCUAUGCGUAAUAGCUGAAGCUAGUAAGUUUGAAUCUUUAUUGAAUUCAUUUUCCAUGCAAUAAUAGGUAAACACACGCUCUUUGCUUAAGGGUCUAUUAGAUACACCCUCCACCACAGUAAAAUUAAAAAAAAAAAUUAUAAUUGGCGCGAAUAGUAUGCCAUUUGGUCAGGUAGCUUUGGCAAAGGCAGAUUUUUUUGGCAAUCAAAAGAUAAAAUCUUAAGUGCAUCUGAAUUAUCUUUAAGUUUUUCAUAAAAUGCUCUAGCCCUUAAAGAGUGCACAUUCUUCUCUGUCACAAGAAAAGCUUUCUUGUCAGGAUCUUGUUCAGAAGCAAUUUUUUCAGUAAGCUCUAAACGCUUUGAACAUACAUCAGUUGUUGGCGUUCCAAAGCCUAAACAAUUAUAGCAAGUAUUAAAAAUGUGCCGGAAAUACGAUUUUUUUUUUUUUUUUUUGUCAGGAGGAAGUCGCCGGACUUCCGCCCUUCACUGGGGAUGGAGGGCGGGGCAUGUCGGAGUCGAACCGACUAAAACCUCCUGUCUCUCAACAACCAACGUCCAAACCUCGCAUGAGACAAAACUCAUGAAAAGGCAAGGGGGGGAAAGUGAAGCGUUUAGUGCGGAGCACAUCUCUCCCAUCACCCUCCCCCUCGGGACGCCGGACUGGCGGUCGUCGGCGCCACGACCACCAGCCCUCUCGGUCGGCAGGCUAUCCGAAGCCCGCCUAGAUGGCGCCGGUUAGAAUGGUCUAUCCUACGGAAUACCCCGCUGGGUCAGAACCAGCGUGGGUUGAGGAUAGCCGGCCUUCCAUCACCCGGAUGCUCAUGCAUAAAACGCGUGCAGAGCAGCUUGCACGUCGUCUUCUUAGGCCCCCUUCGUCGGUCCCCAGGCCGACAUGUGAGGGAGACCCGAAACACUUAGAGGGCCAGGGCUUGGGCGAGAUCCGCCUCCCUGGCCCCCGCUCGACGGCGGCGGGCCUGUGCGUCUCUCACGCGCCCCGCCGCCUCCUUCUGCGAGAUGGUGCACUCGCAGAAGUCGAGCAUCGCCUUCCACGACUCGUCGUCACCGAGCAUCGAUGCCACAACACUCGGCAACGACAAGUCGUUUCCUAUUUUUGCGACGAGGACACGGCGCCACCCCUCCCAUGCGGGGCAGGCGACGAGCGUGUUCUCCGCCGUGUCCAAGUCGCAACCACAAUGGUCGGAAAUACGAUUGCUUAACAGCGCUAUUAUAAUGCUCACUGUCUUUGUAAAUUUUGAACAGCUUUUUGAUGUUCAAAUUUGAGGGUAAAUAUUUUCUUUCAGCCGUCUUUGUUUUCCUGCAGUAAUGAGAUUCAACACAUUGUAAUUUUUGUAUAAAAUUAUGAACAGAUAGUUUUUGUGCCUCAUACAAGUGUUCUCUGCGACUUCCACCUGAAAUUAAACAAAAUAACUUAAAGUAGAUAAUAUGUAGGUUACCUGAAAUUAAAGCAAAUAUUUUAAAUUAAAAAAUUAAUUUUUACCUCGCCUCUCAUCAAUGAUUAUAUCUCCAGCAUGAAAAAAUCUAUUCAUUACAUACGCCACUCUGUUUUUCGUUACAUUAAACAGGCUUAAAAAUAGUUUCUGGCAAAUUGGCACCUUAACAUUACGUACAAAUACGCCAUAUUUAAUUGUUGUUUGUUUUACUCCAUUAAAACCUACUCUCCGCUUCACGGGUUCAAUAGAAGAAUAUUUUAAUAUUAGAGAGUCUUGAUCUUUUUUAUUUUGAUGUUUAUAAAAUAUUUCUUGUAAUUGUUUUAACUGAGCUAUUGUUAAUGUGGCACAUUUUAAUGCUUUCGAAUUAUGGGUGCAGACUUUAUCUGGCAAUGAUUUCACUGAGUAUCUAAAACAAAAAACAAUACAAAUUGGUCAAUAUAACUUAAGUAACAAGAAAUGACAACCUUAUGGGUAAAAUUACCUCAAUUCCUUGGCCCGGUUUCUUGUCCAAUUUUCUGGAUUCCUCUUGCGUUUUUUUGUAAAAUUGUUAGUUACUAAAGUAGGGUGGUCUUCCAUGAUUAUAUUUUUACUACUUUUUAUUAGCUUCAAUCACAAAAACACUAAGAAAUUAUUAAAAUUCACGGAGCAUAAUGUUUCUGCGGCCAUUACAAAACGUAAAUGAACUCUCGUCUGUGAUUGGUCGAAGGCGUAAGAUGGCCGGGUUUGCAUUAAAAGUUUUAUAGAUUACCGGAUUUGAUGCUGAUGUCAGGUUUUAACAUGUUUUUAGUAUGGUUUAAUGCAGGUUUUGAAUCGUAUUCUUUGAAGAAGACGUUUUUAUUCAAAUCAGUCUGUAUUGCCAUAUCAAUAACAUUUUUUUGGCUAAAUGCACAGAUUGCCACCUUUGAUAAUAGACGACUCAAAAGUCAACUCAAAUUUGUAUGCAGUUGGAACGUUUGCGUACGUUUGCCGCUAGGGGCGCUGUUCCAACUGCAUACAAAUUUGAGUUGACUUUUACGCUAUCGAGAAUGUUAAAAAACUUGCACUAAGCACACUGGACAGUGUUGUUAGAUAUGUCGCGUCUACAUUCCGUCGCGGUGUCUCGCACAGACAUUCCUCCGAUGUGUGAUGACUGAUGAUAAAUACAACUUUGACUCCGAAACAUAUCAUUAUGUUGAAAUAAAUUAUUUAUCAAUUUUAAUUAAUUCCUCGACAAUGCAAUGUUUGUUAAUAAGCCACAAAGUAAGUGAAUGUAUAACAAUAAACAAUAUAUUUAAUACAGGGUGUAAGAGGCCGUUUUGGUGUGCCGCAACUAUUGUGAAGUUACUGGCUUAAAGUUACCUGAAAAUAAUAUGUAUUCGUUUCCUAAACUAAAGAUAAAUGUUUUUUUUGUAGGAAUGCUUUGCUUUGUAAUUGCAGUGUUUACUUUUUGGAGGAGUAAACUUAGUAGAGGUAGGUAGAGUAAACUUAUGUGAAGCAUUUAAUUGUGUUAAUUUUGUAUUCUUGGGGUGUUGUAAACUGCACAAAUGUGAGAAAAUUAACAAAAUAUCUUGGGUUCUUUAAAAAAGCAAAUUUCCACUUUUACUGGAACAUCAAUUUCGCCCCAUAAUUAAUUCGUCUUAAUAAUAAAACCCAUUUUUCAUUUCGCUCUAAUUUUUUUAAUGUUGCAAAUUGUAAAUUGAAAUUCGGUUCUACUGAAUACUAACAAUGUAUUGAAAGAAAGAGUUUCCACACUGGGAAAGAUAAGAAAUGAUUUAUUACUAUCCUGUUAGUAAUUACUAAUUUUAUAACUCCUGUCUUUAUUUUCGGAAACACUGGUUUCUGUACACACUGUAUGAAUAAUCUAUUUGCUGUUGGUUCAGGAGGCGAGGUCAGACUCACAUAUCACAUAACAAUUGACAAUGACAGUUAUAAUAAUCUAAUAAAAUAUUUCAAAGCUAAUAUUUUUUUAAGUCCCUUAAGGUGACAUAUUUGUAGUGCAACUACACUCGCGAGCAAAAGUUUGGAAUCACUUACUUGAAAUUAGUUCCGCGCGAUCUCGUGUACUAUUUUUUUUUUAAUAAUCAUAAAAAUGACAUCGUUUUAAAGGUUUAAUUCUUAACUUCAAACUGAUAAUAAAUUCAUUAAAAUCAAGCCAGUAUUUAAGAAGCUAUUCCGGAUUAAGUGAAGGAAUAACGAAAAAUACGUGUUUCAAUUGCUUGAUACGUCGCGAGUUGCGACUUAUUGACCCGUAUAAAAGCACCUGUUAUCGGAUUUUCUUUAUCAGUUGACUUUCACACGUUGACCGGUACACGUCUCCGCUAAUUUUGAUCCUUUACCUUGUACGACAAUGGAGACAACACCUACAGAAGCAGCACAAAUCGUAGACCUAUUGCAAGAAGGGCUCAGCCAGCGGGUUGUCGCUCGACGGCUCCACAUAAGCCAGUCCUGUGUUUCGAAAGCUUACAAGCACUUUCAGGAGACUGGUGGCUAUAUCCCGAGACCAAGAUCUGGACGGCGCCGGUGCACAUCGGAGAGGGAUGACUAUUUUAUCGUGUCAACCUCUCUCCGAAAUCGGCAUUUACAUGGUGUCGACGUCCAACAGGAGCUCCGAGAUAUUCGUGGGGUAGCAGCCAGCGAAUGGACACUUUGUCGACGACUCAAGCUAACGAAUCUGAUUUCAAAAAGGCCUCCCACAGGCUCGAAACUCACGGUAGCUUACCGACAAGCACUCCUUCAAUUUGCUCGCACCAUCUUGAUUAGGAGGUUGAGCAAUAGAGGCAAGUCCUGUUCUCCGACGAGAGCAGGAUGUGUUUGCACGGUAGCGACCGAAGAGGUCGGGUCUACAGGCGGCCUGGGGAGCGAUUUGCGCAGUGCUGUUUCACUGAAACAGUGGCUUAUGGGGGCGCCAUUGUAUGAUGUGGGCCGGCAUUUCCUUCGAUGGUAAAACCGAGCUUGUUUUCGUGCCUGGCGGGGGACGAGGAGGAGGUCUAACUUCGGACUGGUACAUUUCCAAUAUUCUGCUGGAACAUGUCUUUACCUAUGCUGGAUAUAUCGGUGAUCACUUCCUCCUUAUGCACGAUAACGCUCGUUGUCACUCUGCCCGUGUAACAACUGUAUACCUCGAAGAAGUCGGUAUCGCCACAUUGGACUGGCCAGCGCUCAGCCCUGACUUGAAUCCCAUUGAGCACGUGUGGAAUGAACCGAAGAGGAAGUUUCGUUCCAGAACUCCUGCUCCUUCAUGUCUGAAUGAGCUGAAAUCAGCGUUGAUUUACGAGUGGGAAGGUAUCCCACAAGAAUCAAUUCAGAAGCUGAUCAUGUCUAUGAAGAAUCGUCUUCGAGCAGUUAUUAGGGCAAGGGAAAGGAACACAAAGUACUGAUACUUAAUUUUAAGGCUAAAUAAUUUCUUUUACUUAUUAAUUUUUGUUGUUUUGUUCAUUCAUUAUUUUUCCAUAUUUCCUUGUUUUCCUACCUCCUUCACUUAAUCCGGGAUAGCUCCUUAACUACUGGCUCGAUUUAAAUGAAUUUAAAGUUGACAGCUGAACCUUUAAAAUUAUGUAAUUUUUAUAAUAAUUAAAAAAAUAUUUAGUAACCAAGAUCGCGCGAAACCAAUUUCAAGUAAGUGAUUCCAAACUUUUGCUCGCGUGUAUAUAUCUUUGCGCCAUUGAAUUUAUUAUUUCACAUAUUUUAGUUUUAUUUUACAUUUAAUGAUUUUUAAUUACAACUAUAAUGUAUAGAAGUAUACAUUGUUUAUAGAAGUUGUGUAUUCUACAUAUUAUUUUGACAUUGAACAACGAUUGUUGUUACAUGUAUUGAUUGGAAAACUUUGUUUUGUAUUAAAUUUUGUAAAUUUGUGGAAUUCGAAUAAAUUGUGAAUUUUUCGUUUGACA
Bombyx mori (domestic silkworm) is the source of this 9231-nucleotide messenger RNA. RefSeq names its product N-acetylmuramoyl-L-alanine amidase domain-containing protein SAOUHSC_02979. The transcript is spliced from 5 exons. NCBI's taxonomy places the organism in Eukaryota, Metazoa, Arthropoda, Insecta, Lepidoptera, Bombycidae. The record is from RefSeq and is a predicted model, not a curated record. Gene Ontology annotation, molecular function: RNA binding. The coding region runs from base 749 to 2341 and encodes 530 amino acids.